ACUACUCCUUCAGAGCCGUGAAGACGAUUGAUUGAGGAUAUAGCUUGCUCUAUACUGUAGCUAGUUCGGUAGAAGUCAAGAGAGCGAGAUGAACGUCAACUCCUCUGAAGUUAGCGAUGGUGCUGCAGGGAAUGGUCCUGAAGAUGGUGUCUCGAUGUCCCUCCAGGAGAAACUGCAACCGGCCAUCUCAUUGCUCUUCCCACGAACCGAUAAAGACAAGACAUUGAGCGACAGGAAGCAUUUGCUACGUUACUUUGAGGAGAAUGAUGUUCAAGACUUGAGUGAUUUGGCCAAAUUUGAUCUUCUGUUCUUGAUGGAAAACUUGGCGACGCAUCGACUGAACCAUCCGUCUGUCUGGUCGCCACUGGCUCAAAUUUGCGAGUACAUUGCCACCUUUGGAACCGACCGCUUUCUCGAGUUGAUUAAUGCCAACACUCGUACCGAACAGCAUGUUUCCAAAAAGCAACGAUUGCUGCAAGGCAAACCAAACGUUUCGGUCGUCCGAGCCGACAUGGAAGCACAACUCAAAGAGUUCCACAGGCGUUGCAAACAGAUACAGAAACCAUGUCACGCUCGCAUCCUGCAAAUGACACCCGCUCAGCUGCAAGAAUUGUCCAUGGUACAAGCACGCAAUUGCCUGCGAACUUUGUUUCGUGACGCCAAUCCCUGGGUUAUGAUGAUGUACCAACCACCAGAAGACGAGCCAAAUUUCCCACACCAAAUUGUUCUGACACUUCUCCAACGCUUUCCUCUCUUGGCAUCAAUCUCGUACCACGUUGAGGAUGAUGGUUAUUUGCAUGCGGGCAUGUAUCCAUUACAUUUCUUUGCCUGGUGUGGUUGCUAUGACAAGGCAGUUGUGGAACAGAUUUUGCAGUACUAUCCUCGAGUUUUGUACAAAAACAAGGAGGGAAUCAUUGAUUUCUUAGAAGCGGCCUAUUCGCUCCAACAUGGUCGCAUUCCACUCCGAUGCUUCCAAAGUCUACUCUCCGUUCUUCCCCAACCCGCGCACGGCAGAAAUGACUAUGACGAAAACAUGUUGCUAUUGGAACGAUUGAUCAACUUGAAGUAUGGGGCGGAUGUCCUCGACUAUGUCUACACGUUUUUGUCGCAGGAUGUCGAUCGGUUAACCUUGACCAAUGCCUUGCAGUUAAAUUGGAGUCUCGGCAUACAUCAGGCACAAGUCGCCAACAAGGUGAUUCCACGCGUAAGGCAACUCGAAUUGGAUCCCUACGAAUGGACCCCGGAAGGAGCCGCCACCAUUCAACAGCAUUUGGCUACCCAAGACCACGCCAAGUUGGAAUCGUUGACGAUGUCCGUCUUUUUAAGUGAUGAAGAAAACGACAAUGACACUACCUUUGCCACACUCUUGCACAAAAAGACCAACGCGCCCGCUACCAAACACUUGAAUCUGAAAGGCCGCCUCCAUUUCAGACGACCUAACCCCAAUGAGCAUGUUAGAGACUUCAUCAUUCAAGAUCGUGGAUUGCGACAGAUUGCCAGCGUGAUAUCGUCGACUACGUCGGAUUGGAAAUUGGACACGUUGACGCUGGAACGGUGUAGUGUGACAUUGGAGUUUGUCCACACGCUAUUUACAGAUUCGCAAGAUCAUAUUGGGAGCUUGGAUGUCCAGCUCGAUGGCCAGAAAUUCGCCUGUCCGUGGGAACCUAUUGACGAAACGGCAACGCAAGAACUCCGUUUGGGACGACUCAACCUGUACAACAUAAGGUUCCCAUCCACAGCCUGUUGGAAGGCGUUUUGGCGGGGGGUAUCUAGACUCUCCAAACUGCAGUGUUUGAUGCUGGCACCAGGAGAACGCGGGAAUACUGUCGAAUGGAUCGACACUGCUUUGACGUGCUGCUCCACAAUGUUCGGGUUGACGACCAUCUGUCUGGGUCCACACACCAAUGAUCACGUCAGUGUCGACAUUACCAGGCCAUUGUUGGACCUGCUUCAUCACAAUACUCGAUUGGAAUUCCUUCAGGUGGAGGGAUCCUAUGAAUACACAGAUGGUACCAUCGGGUGUCUGUCCUACCAAAUCCAUGUGGAAAGGCUCUGUGAGGCAUUGGCACGCAACAAAUCACUUCAGUUCUUGUUCUUGCGGGGAGUUCAACUUGUGGGGACCAACAUAUCUCAAUCCUUCUUGCGAGUGCUGCGGGACUGCAAUAACACCACCUUGGAGUUUGCCGACAUUUGUGAUGACCAGCAUUUCUACACUAUCAUACCCAAAGAUUCCUGGCGUCGCGAUGUUCAUCACGGGUUUACCUAUGAAAGUUAUCCCGAUGCCUGGCAAAUCUACUACUUGACCAGUUUCAAUCGUUUUGGCCGUGGCAAGGUCCAAGACAAGGCCACCAAGGCGGCAGAGUUUGUCGAUUUGCUGGUCAAUAUACAUGGUGGUGUGGGCAUGUCGGACCAGGAGCGACAAGUGCAUGAUGAAAUCGUCAGGGUGGCGCAUCAUGCACAAAGGGAAAACCCGGCUGGGCUCGUAAACACCCUCUAUGGUCUUCUCGGCAAAGAUCCUGAGUUGUGGUGCAAUGCUGUCAAGCGCAACAUUGAAGCGUUUAGCCAUCGAUAUGGUUUGCUUCGUGAAUCGCCGGGGCUAUGGUGUGGCAAGUAGUGGGAUGGCUUACAUAUAUAUAUGUUCAGGGUAAGAUGACAAAUAAGAAAGGAACCUUUUCAUCAUUUUGUUUCUGCAGUAUUAGGGU
Messenger RNA from Seminavis robusta, 2702 nucleotides. The record is from the annotation of a GenBank genome assembly. NCBI's taxonomy places the organism in Eukaryota, Bacillariophyta, Bacillariophyceae, Naviculales, Naviculaceae.